AUGUUGGCAAAACCGUUAGGCAAGAGAUGCCGACCUUUGAUUGGUGCAGAGGUUAUUGAUUCCUUUCAAGGCUUGAAAGGGCUCAAAUGGAAGUUAAUUAUAGAAAAAGGAAUUGAUGGAUAUGAACUUCGUAGAUAUUUUACGCUUUCCUUUGAUAAGAAACUCAAAGAGGUUGUGCUAGAGUCUUAUUUAGCUGAAGUAAUAUCUCGUUCUAAGGCUAUACAAGAAGCAGAAAGGGUGGUAAAGCUUUAUAGCCGUGAUCUUGGUCAUGAAUGGAGUCCUAUUAUUCUUGAACACCCAACUACAUUUGAGAAGUUGGCAAUGGACCCAAAGCAGAAGAGGAUGCUCGAGGAUGAUCUGUACAGGUUUGUUAAUAGAAAGGAGUGGUAUAAGAAAGUUGGCAAGGCAUGGAAGCGAGGGUAUUUGCUUUACGGCCCUCCGGGUACUGGUAAAUCAAGCUUGAUCUCUGCCAUGGCUAACUACCUCAAGUUUGAUAUCUAUGAUUUGAACCUUUCACGCAUACACUCAGAUUCAGCGUUGAGAAGGAUAUUUCUUUCCACAUCUAAUCGUUCAAUAAUGGUAGUUGAGGAUAUUGAUUGUGCACAGUUGGAAGAUCGAGAGAAUGAAGAUAUGUUUGAUGAUCUUCUGAGAGCCUAA
Quercus robur (English oak) is the source of this 657-nucleotide messenger RNA. Its product is annotated as AAA-ATPase At2g18193-like. The transcript has a single exon. Bases 1 to 657 code for a protein of 218 amino acids. The record is from RefSeq and is a predicted model, not a curated record. Lineage: Eukaryota; Viridiplantae; Streptophyta; Magnoliopsida; Fagales; Fagaceae. Gene Ontology annotation, molecular function: ATP hydrolysis activity; ATP binding.